UUGAUUUCACUGCUCACUUUAAUAUUCGGUUUCAAUUCACCAGUAUGAGACCCUUACCUUCUCUAUUAAAAACUAUAUUUUAAUAGACAGGAUAUGCAUUGAUAUCUAAGAGAGGGAGAUGAGAAGGAAUCCAAUGGCUGGGAGUGCCUCCAUCACUUCCCAUACAAUGGAUGAUGAUCUUCACAUGAAGCUGCUAUACCUGGAGAACAGAGAGAGAAAUCCGGCAAUGAUAUCUUCAAAUACUCUGUUGAGAUACCUACAUGUCAACAGUACUGAUCUUCUUGCUGCUUUAUCCGAGCUUUAAAUUCCUUGGUUUGGGUGCUGGGGGUGUCCUGCUAGCUAUCCUGUCUGCUCUUCUCCAAAUAAGAGCUUUUAUGCUCUUUCUAUUUUAGUCUCCUAAUCUACCAUGCAAUCUUGAUGAAAAUAGAGAUUUUCUUAAUGGCAUUUGAUGCGCACAAAGUGGCAUUUGCAAGAUUAUUCUUCCCUACUGAAGCCAAGCUAGCCAUGGACAUUGCACAUGCUGCAACAACACCAGAAUUUGCUGGUCUUGCUGCAUCAAAAGGUUCUGACGGGAAUUUGAGGGGGGAUGACCUAGAUGAGACACCAAUAAUGCAGAACAUAAGACUUCGUUCUAGGAUGGAAGCCCUAAUGAAAACAGUUGAAAUGGGCCGGCGAUACUUCCCCAGUUGUUCCGAAGUGCUCGAUAAGUUCAUGGAGGAUGACCUUCCUGAUUUGUUUUACCAUGAAAAGGGUACCCCAGAUGAACAAAGAAUAAAGAGGACACGUUUCAUGGAGCUUAAAGAGGAUGUUCAGGGGGCAUUUAUCAGGGACAAGGCUGAGAUUAACCCCACUAAUUGUUGAGUGAAGCAAGAACAAUGAACCAUGCAGUCAUGGCGAGAUAAGGAGAGGAAUCAUAGCAUUGACUAAGAUAUAAGGAGCACACUCUUUUAAUUUAUUUAUUUUCUUUUAGUAAGGAGCACGAACCUUUUGCUCAUCAACUAUGAAUAUUGUGCUUUUUCUUGGAAAAACAAAAAACUAUGAAUGUUGA
Molecule: messenger RNA, 1048 nt
Organism: Populus nigra (black poplar)
Lineage: Eukaryota; Viridiplantae; Streptophyta; Magnoliopsida; Malpighiales; Salicaceae
Product: BTB/POZ domain and ankyrin repeat-containing protein NPR1-like
Exons: 4
Coding region: 418-861 (147 amino acids)
Biological process (GO): regulation of jasmonic acid mediated signaling pathway; regulation of salicylic acid mediated signaling pathway; defense response to bacterium
Cellular component (GO): nucleus
Source: RefSeq, a predicted model, not a curated record